AUGCUCUCCACGUCAACGCUGACACACCUCGCCGUCGCCGCCGCGGUCGUCUACCGCUUCCUUGGAGUCUGGGACCUCCUGGCGCCGGGGAGCGCGGCGCGCGUCUUCCUCGGCCUGCGGUCGCCGUCGCCAAAGGACACUGACGACGACGCCCAGUCCGACGCCAUCCCGACCCUCGUGCCCAUGCUCGGCGCGCGCGACGUCACUGUCGGUGCUGCGAUCCUCUGGCUCGCCCACGAGGCCGAGACACACGCGCUUGGCGUCGUCGUGCUCUCUGCCUCGGCGCUCAACUUUGUCGACGCUUGGGCUGUCGCCAGGCGGCGCGGCGCGGUGCUAGGCGCCGCCCCCGCGCUCUUCUCCCUCGCGUUUGUCGGCCUCGGAUACGGCCUGCUGGUUGGCCGCGGCUGA
Molecule: messenger RNA, 408 nt
Organism: Vanrija pseudolonga
Lineage: Eukaryota; Fungi; Basidiomycota; Tremellomycetes; Trichosporonales; Trichosporonaceae
Exons: 2
Coding region: 1-408 (135 amino acids)
Source: RefSeq, a predicted model, not a curated record